ACUCCGGGAUCCAUUUCCCCCUCUGCCCCAACACGUCAGUUCAGUUCCAUGGGCAUUUUGUGUGGGGCUGGGACCCCUGGCUCACUGCAUGGUAUCACCUGGGACAUGCUGAAUCCUUAAGGUGCCUGCCUAGGGUGUCCCCAUGGCAACGCGGUGGUGGCUCUGUGUGUGCAGCCUGGGGAUCCCCCUCCUGGUGCCGUGUUCUCUUUCUGAGAAGUUCUCCCUAGCUGGCUCCCCACGCCCCGUGGUGGAGGUAGUUGGCCGGGAUGUGGUGUUACCCUGCCAGCUCUCACCCGCGUCCCGGCUGCCCAGCAUGGAAGUGCUGUGGAGGAAAACUGGAUCAGGAUUUAUCCCAGUUCACAAGUACUCGGAUGAGGGUUCUCAGGACCUGCCGGGGGAGGGUUACCAGACCCGGACGGAGCUGUUCCUGCAGGAGUUCAGCAGUGGGAACAUCUCCUUGAAGCUGAAACGGCUCCAAAUGUCAGAUGAUGGGAAAUAUCAGUGUCUUGUGAUGAACCCAGAAUGGACCCAGGAAGCCACCAUUGAGCUACGGGUUGCAGCUGUGGCUCCCGUGUUCAUUGAUGUGCUGGGCCCCCGGGGUCAGGGGAUCGGUCUGGCCUGUAGAUCCACAGGCUGGUUCCCCAAACCUGAACUCCUGUGGGUUGGAGAGAACUGGCAGAACCUAGCAAUGGAGAUUGUGACCAACAUGGUUCAGGACAGAGAGAACCUGUAUGGUGUUGUGAGUCACGUCACUGUCACAAAAGGAGAAAAAAAUGGAGACAUCAGCUGCAUAGUGCGGAAUGGCCUGCUGCAGACUGAGCAGAGAUCUGCCAUUCACCUUUCAGGUGACAUCUUCCCCCGAGUUUCUCCCUGGCUGGCUGCAUUCUGGGUAUUGUUCACUCUGGUUUUCAUUGCUGCUGGAGCUUGUGCAUAUUUUGGAUACACAGCGAAGCGAAAGGCUUCUCAGAAGAAACGCUCUAAAGAGGAGGCUCUGUUACUUUUUGAGAGUGAGAAGAAGACCACGGAAGCAGAGUGCCAGGAGCUGCGUGAGACGAUUGAAGCUUUGAGGAAUGUCUUGGAAUCAGACAAAGCGGUCAGAGAACUAGCUUUCAGGAGGGCUCGGAGCUACAUGGUUCCUGUCACCCUGCAUCCAGAUUGCAAACACCCCGAGCUCACCAUCUCUAAGGAUGGCCGAGGAAUCCAACACGACCCUGCCUCCCUAGGGCCAGCUACCUCUCCUGAGGCCCUGGUUGCUGUGGGGAGGGAGGGGUUUGUGUCUAGGAAGGAUCAUGAUAGGGAGAGAGGAGUUUGCCGGGGGUACUGGGAGGUGGAGGUGGGGAACAGCCUGGACUGGAAGCUGGGAGUGCUGAGUGAGACUGUGAGGGACAGAGUGAGACAGGAGAGGUUGGAGAGACUCCCUGAGGGGGGGUUCUGGGCUCUGGGGAGAUCUGAGGGGCUGUAUUACCCCAGGGAGGCCAACACUAUGAUCCAGAACUUGGGUGUGAGGCCGACAGUGAUUGGGGUGUAUCUGGAUCUAGAAAGGGAGAGUCUCUCAUUCUAUAGUGUCAAUUCAAUGGCCCUUAUCCUGGAGAUUCCUGUGGAAGGUUCUGAGAAAUUGUUCCCAUUCCUCAGCAUUGGUCACGCUGCGGGGCAGGACCAGGGGAAACCCCUCAGUAUCUGCCCCCUCAGUGACUGGGAUUUCCCCCAGAAAUUAAGAGUUAGUGGGUCUGUUAGUCAGGGAGAUUCCAGAGUCCCUGCACAGACUCCUGCCGUGAAUGAGGGAGAAGGGGAAAAAAACAACACAGGACCUGCCGUAGGAAAAACAGCCCCAUCGCCUGGACAGCACCCAGCCCCUGGAGACAAGGAAGUGGAAAAAAAACAGGGCAAGGUCAUCUGUGAGAGAAUAUUUCCAAAACCUCCUGUCCAUGAAAUGGAGGAUGGGGGAUAAAACAGAGCAGGAGCAUCAACCACUGGAAACACCCCCUGGACAAAAGGGGAAAAAGAACAGCCAAAACCCCCACGUCUGAAACCCA
Molecule: messenger RNA, 2033 nt
Organism: Gopherus evgoodei (Goodes thornscrub tortoise)
Lineage: Eukaryota; Metazoa; Chordata; Testudines; Testudinidae
Product: butyrophilin subfamily 3 member A1-like
Exons: 12
Coding region: 143-1948 (601 amino acids)
Molecular function (GO): protein binding
Source: RefSeq, a predicted model, not a curated record